CACUGACAAAAUGUCGGACAUAAUGACUUUCCAUUAUGACUGCGUUGACUUCAUGAUUGGAUUUUAAAUCAAUCUUUCUCAACAAACGGACCAAACUGUAUGAAAAGCAAGUGAAAAUUUACCACUUUGUGGGCGAGUGAGAAAGCAAUCAAGGGAAAAUUUUCCUAUAAAACCUAUUAUGUAUUGUUUCCCGACGGUCUGAGCCAAAUAUAUUUUGUGGACACACAAAGAAUACUAAAGUUGUGUUGAACCAUUAAAAGGUUUUACUACGUUGCACGGAUAUCUUGCGAUAAGUGGUUACUACACUUUGGUGAACGUGUCAGUUUUGCUUACAAAAGAAACUAUUCCUGGGAAGAGGCUGUGAGUUCUAAUUUGGUGUCAGUUAAACAGUCCGUAUAAGUGCAACUAUGGAUGAUGAAAGCAGUGAAAGUUUGGACCUCAGUCGAAUCAAACGCAAUGAGCGCAUUGAGAAGCUGGGAUUUCGGCCUCAAAAGGAAUUAUUCUGCAAUAAAUUUUUGCCGUACGCAGACAGGUUGGAUGAUGAAUCACAAGUACUACUGGAGAACAUCAAAAACAAUCUGGGAAAGGCGGCAGCCAUGCGAGAAAUCACUCCCGGAGUAUCGAUUUAUGUGUCUCGCUUAUCGAAGUACAUCAAACUGUAUGGAAUGAAGUUUUCCAAAGAGGAUCAUAUCAAGUUUGUGAAACUGCUGCUAGAAUUGAUUACUAUCCCGAAUUUGGAGCCCGACAAGGUCAACAAAUUUUGCUAUACGUUAACUACUUUGUUAAGGAAACCAGAAUGGCUCAGUCCAGAUGACAUACAAAUUGCCUGGCGUCCUUUGUACAAACUAAGCAAUCUUAUUCUUAACAAAAACUGUAGCAAAGGGGAUCUGUACCGAUGUUUUUCGAAGAACAGAAAUAUCUCUGCCGCUACCAACACACCGUCACCAAUGGCUCGACUCCUGAGCCUGGCAAAGGACAUGGGCUACAACGUGUCCUCAUUCCUGACCGAGGUCGGAGAUGAUCGCGAACACUCGGAUUCACUUUCACUGGAAACGAACCUACAAUUUGUUAUUCAAUAUUGUGCACCAUACUUUCCACGAUCUUCGACACAGGAAAUCCUCGAUGAGCUGCUGCCGAAGCUCCAGCCGUUGGAUACCGGGAAGGUCAUUGACACAUUUGGUAUGUUACACAUUUUUCUCAGCUGUGAGCACGAUUACGACCUGUGGUUCGACAAGUUCAUGGACAUUUGGAAUGCUUAUCAUAACCCACCGUGGGGUAUCGAUAUGAUGACAAUUUUUGCCACCGUCGGUUUCAAAAACAUCGGCUAUAUCGACUGGGAAUCGCACAUACCGACGAUGUUUGCCCGUAUCUUGCGGUCGAUUGAUUUUCCCGUUAGCUACAAAAGUACGAAAAGCUCAAAAUUGCAAAACCUGGCACCGCAAUCGAUCGCAAUCUGGAUUGUGUCGGUAUUGGGCCCACAGAGUUCCGCACAGCAAUAUUUGAACAAAUUCAUGGCGACUAUAGAAUCCUACCUGCACCCGGCGAAUAUGGGCAAAUGGGUAUCGAUGCUGGGAGAAAUUUUGGUUCAGUUGCCCAAGUACUUUUUCGAUCGUUUGAUUUUGGAGCGGUACAGAAAGCAUCCCUACCGAAGACCCAUUCCGGAAAGCCACAAACUGACGGAGGACUGUAUUACGGCGUUUGUCGAGUGUAUGAAGCCUGUUGCUUUUCAGGCAAUGUAUUCCAGGAUGAAUCCCCAGGAUGUUGGGAAAAUUUUCCAACAUUUAGCAGACUUGCGCCCGGCGUUAAUCAUUCCGACCAUUAUCGAUCGUGUAUACGCCAGUUUGGACUCGCUCACGGAGCCGCACAAAAUGACGGCUGCUCUUCAGAGCCUCAUUGGUGUUUCUAGGGCACUGGUUUCCGCCCAUAAUGGUUACACGGAAGGUAGAAAUCACGUGAUUCCGAUAUUUUUCGCCACCCUUCCUGGAAUCGAUCCGAACGAUUUCAAGAAAACCUCCAUUACAUUCCACUUUUUGACGUCGAUCUCGUUCUUGAUUCCGAUUGUCGAUUGCUCGAAAGCGGGUCAAUACCAUGAGCUAACCGAAGAUGAACGGCUGCUGUGCGAACAAACGGCAGAUUUCGAAAAUUUUGUGCUGCAAUACAUGGAUCGGAUAUUUCUGCUUAUUGAAAGCAGUUCAGUGGACAACGUACGGAUGGAGCAGUCGGAUACGGAUUCGAUGCGUUCUAAGCUGGAAUCGAUUUCCGAGGCGCUAGUACAAGCCUGCACGCACGGAAUUUUGGGUCAGUGUUCUCGGGAUAUUCUGAAUGCGGCCUCGAAAAAGUUAAUUGAUUUUAUCAAGACGCGUCUGUUGGAACCGAAGGUUGCGGGACAACUGGUUGGGUGUUUGGUUAGGGUGUUCACACGGAUUCACGGAAAGGAAGUACUGCGCUCGUUGAUACCGUAUGUGGUACAGACGAUCGAACGGUACAUGGAAGAUCACGAGGAUAUUGCUGAGGUGGAGAAGCAGAACGACGAAAUGCUGUAUUAUUUGCUACUGCUUACGAACAUGAUGCGCGGUGAUCCCGCCGAGGUUGUAAAAUAUAUCGACGAUGUACUGCCAAUUCUAGAUAAAAUUUUGAAGUUCAAAUGUAAGCAAGCAAACAAGUACGGUUCUACCUUGUUGGCUAAUCUGAUGAGCAAUCUGUCGACGAUGCAAACUUUAGACGUUAAGAACAGUCCCCUGAGUUUCGAGAAACCUCUUUCAGAAUUUCUGCCCAUCAAAAGCUGGGGAGAAAAAAUGACCCCGGAUGGGAAAAUUGAUUGGUGUUUUCCGGAUCAGGUGUCGGCGAAGGUGUGCGAGAGAUUGAUGCACCGUUAUUUGGUUCCAAUUUUGGAUAGCAUCCAAAAGUACUGUUCAGAUGAGUUGGAGCUAAGUCGAGACGAUAUCAAUCGAGAUGUUACCGUUAUUCAAUCGUUGAUAAGAUGCCAAAACUUCUUGCCCAAUUGGGAUGACGAGGAGUCGUUGUCUUUGUUUGAAUCCUGCCUUGACCGCACGGAAAUGAGAUGGACCGUCACAAGGGGCUUCGAUGAUUUGAUAAUCAAAAUGCCUGACGGACAAAACGUUCGAAAAACGUUGAUUCAAUCUGUCAGUGCGCUCCAGCGGAAGAUCAUGGAAAAAUCCGAAGACGAUAUAAAAUCAUUGAAAUCGAUUCUGAUGUUGUACGAUAAACUCUACAUGCGAAAGCAUUCGAACAGUGCAUUCGACAACCAGGUCAAAACUUUCAACAACACCAAGAAGUUCCAAACUUAUCGGUUGACAAAGUUCAAACGAGACGUUCGGGCGGUUGUUGCGACCAGAGUGAUAAUGCAGCAGGACUGUCGGGACGAAAUGGAUCAACCCUUGUUUUCCGCUACGCAUCUUGAAGUGAUGAUGAAUCUCCUGGAGAUGUCAACCUCCCACUACAGCAGUGUUCGAGCGACGGCUCAGAGUAAAUUGUUCACCAUGCUUUCGACGUUCUCGUUCAGCUACAAACUGCUGGUGGAUAAAAUCGAAGAACAUUUGCGGCUGGAUUCCAACGAGCAUCACGAGCGGUUCAAGGGUAUUCUUUUCGUUCUCGUAUCGAAUCGACGGUCACGGUUGGUCAUCAAAAACGACUGGCAAUUCGUUAGUCGAAUAUGGGUCACGUUGCUACAGUCGAAACUGUCGGAAAAACCGUCUGUGGUCAAGCUACUGGACGCCAUUACUGACGUCAUCAACAACGAAUUUCCAACGACAACCACUGAGUUGGAAGUGUCCAACGCCUGUGUUCAGCAUGGACUAGCCUUGCGGGUACGAAAUGACCCGUUGGAACUGGAGGCUGGACGACAAGCCAGGUUAGCCAAAAAUGGUAAAAAUGUGCAAAUCUAUUACGAUCUAAUCGCUCAAAUCUUAACCACGGUACAGAAUGAUAAACUACACUGGAGAUACCAUUACAUGGCGUCUUCAAUGUUGUACAAUUUGGUCCAUCCGUUGACGAAUUUUCCACCAGCGGUGGCACAGUUUGCCGUAAACAACUUGAUUCACGAUUCGCUGGAUGAACGAAAGAUGGCUAUUUGUUUGCUGAAUCAUAUCCUAAGACAGCAAAAACGGGAACACGCAAAAGUAGACAUUAAUCCGUACACAAUAGCGGGCCUUCCGGAGAAGGCACCCUCGAAUGGAUCCAAUGUUGAACCGGGCUACAGAGACGAUAACCAGUGGCUGCAGUAUGAUUUAGAGAAGGUGCCGAAAAAUCAGGACGAAUGGGACCAGCCUCGGUACAUGUACAAAACGGAAGGAUAUUUCGGUUGGAGCAGUAACUUUACCGUUUAUGCGCCAAGUAAGGAUCAGCCAAAACUGGACCGCUCCCUGGAGGAGAUGAAUGAGUGCGAGCAGAUAGUUUAUAAAUUUUUCAUAGUGCAGGAAAAUGUGGAUAAACUGAUCAAGUUUUGGUCACUGGAGGAGAAAAAAGGGCGAGACAAAUUCAACCGAAAUCGGUUCUGUCUGAUCAAAGGAUUGAUGAACACUUUCGGGGACUUAUUUUUGAGUAUGUUCGUAAAACAUCUGCGACCACUAAUCGAUGAUAAGGCUUCAGAAAGUAGUCACCGAUGCGCUGCUGAGAUAAUGGCUGGAAUCAUGAGAGGAGCGAAACAUUGGCCAUUCGAAAAAACGGCGAAAAUGUAUGAGGAUUUGGUACCGUUGACUCGAUUGGCGCUUAACAACGUGACUGUGGAUACUGAUGUCUUCUGGGGAACCUGUUUUGCCACAGCUGCCGAGAAUAUGGAUCCUUCCAAGCAGUACUGGUUGCAUGAAGUCUUGCUGGAAGAUCCCCUACAAGAAUCGACUAGCUUUAUCGACUGCAAUCGACUCUAUUGUCUGCAGGGAGCUUUCAAUCAGCACGUCUGGAGGAUGACGAGUGUGGCGAAGAGGUUGCUGGAAUACCUUCGGCCGUAUUUGAAUCAUUCGUUCCAGAACGUUCGGGAACGGUUAGGUAGCACAUUGAUCAAUAUUUUCGAGGCCGACUUGAAGUUCAACGGUGUGCGAAGUUUGGAACUGUCACCAAAGACAACGGACAUGAUUUCGUACGUGAUGCCAAAAUUGAGCGUACUGCUGAGCGAAGAGCAUCCUCCCAUCGUAGAAAAAAUGGAAGUUGAAGGGGAAUCCAGCCAAGCGAGCAAUGCAAAGAAGGAAGGAAGCGAAUAUGAAGUAGCAGUGCGAUUGUUCAAAACGGUUGCACAGUGGCUUACUUGCGCCAUCAACCGUUGUUCCAAUGGCAACGAAACUGAAUACUUCGAGCUGCUGCCGAUUGCCUGUCGACUGGAGCGGUGCGAACAGGACCAGGAACUAGCGGAAAUCUGCACCAUGCUGCUGGCGAUGAUUUCGCAGGCUCUCACCCUGGUACCCUGCAUGGAGAUUGCGCUGACAAAGAUUGACGAAAUCUCCAAAAUGUCCUCCUGGUCGGCACGACGGUCGGUCAUCGACGUACUGCAGGUGCUGGUAUUCUACAAUAUGACGAUAAUUUUAAGUAAAGACCAGUGGAUAGCUAAAAUCCAGGAAAUCGUACUUCGUUUGUUGGAGGACAAUGUAGUGGAGGUCAGAGAGAAGGCCGCGGAAGUACUCUGUGGUCUUCUGCACUGUUCGUUCCUGACAGCUACCGACGAACUGUUGGAUCUGUUUAAAACGAAGUGUCGAACAAAAAUGAUCAAAGCCAGAAGGUUGAAGGUGGCCACAAGUUGUUCAAACGAAGUCAACAAAAGUGAUGGAUUGGAAGCGAAUGCGGUACGUGCACGCCACUCUGGUGUACUCGGACUAUGUGCCUUUAUAUCUGCGUAUCCGUAUGAAGUGCCUGAAUUUGUUCCAAACGUAUUCGAACAUUUAGGCGCCCAUCUCAAUGAUCCGCAACCUAUUCCAGCAACAAUACGCAAAACGAUGGGUGAUUUUAAGCGUACCCACCACGACAACUGGGAAGCUCAUCAGCUCAAAUUUACGGAGGAUCAGCUGGCUGUGCUAAGCGAUUUGACGAUUCCACCCUCAUAUUAUGCUUAAAAAACGUUUUUAUUGUUUAUAGUGCAAGACAUUACGGAAAACGGUGAAAGUUUAGAUUAGUAUAUUGUUUUACAGAUAUAGUUUAAUUUCAAUGUAUUUUAUUCGAUUUGUUUGCUACAUUACUGCUACAUAAACAUACCACAAUAAUGUGGUUGCUAUUAAAAUGUACAGGGUUUUCCUUGGAAUGAAAAUAAAAUUAUGAGAAUUGUAUUGGAGAUGGAACUUCAUGUUUCAGAAAA
Malaya genurostris is the source of this 6298-nucleotide messenger RNA. Its product is annotated as proteasome activator complex subunit 4A-like. The record is from RefSeq and is a predicted model, not a curated record. Gene Ontology annotation, biological process: proteasomal ubiquitin-independent protein catabolic process. Bases 408 to 6059 code for a protein of 1883 amino acids. The transcript is spliced from 10 exons. Gene Ontology annotation, molecular function: peptidase activator activity; proteasome binding. Gene Ontology annotation, cellular component: nucleus; cytosol. NCBI's taxonomy places the organism in Eukaryota, Metazoa, Arthropoda, Insecta, Diptera, Culicidae.